AUGUCAGAGUACAGAUUUGAAAAUGUACUCAUUGAAGGCGUUAAGGGUACAAUAUUGUUAAAUAAUUAUGAUCUUUUGUUCGUAGUCGAUAAUCACACUUAUAAAUGGUCCUUAUCAAACUGGAUAAGGUCAGAAAAGUCGAAAAAGACACCUAAAGUUAGGUUAUCCUUUAAAGAAUCCUCUACAAAACUCACUUCAGAAUAUUCUGAAUAUGACGUUCUCCUUAAACCAGUGGUCGUAGCAGAUUUUAUCGAUGAUAGAGAACGUUUAGAAGAAUUUUCUAACGUACUAACUGAGUGUUCUACUAAGUCCCGCCACCUACCCAAAGAGCCUGAGGUUACAAAACCACCACCAGCUCCCACAACAGUAAUCCCUGAACCUGAGCAACCCGCGCCUCCAAAUGUCAUUGAGGAAGAUUUUGAGCAGGCGAAGAGAGUCUUUCUGGAUUCCAACGAUAAACUCGCGAGGAUUUACAGUAGUCUAGUGGUAUCAGAAGAAGAUUCCGAGGGACUAAUUUCAUCAAAAGACUUCUGGGAACAUCAUAAAACUGAGCUAAAAACAAACGUAUCGCAACUUAAGGCGAGGUCCAAUUUGGAAGGGUUCCUAUCAGUACCUCCGGCAUCAACUCUUGUUAACUCCCAAAAUGUUUAUGUUUACUCAAAGCAGCUUGCAGAGACUCUACUUGCGGAAGAUGAAACUAUUAGAAAUCUUCAUAAAAAGCUAGUUUUGGAUAAGAACAUGCCAGAGGAGAGCUUUUGGAAAAGAAUACUACAAUCUCGGUACUUUUACAACUUGAUAGACGAGAAACCCCCCGAAGAUAAGAUACUCUAUGAAGAAAUCAAAGGCAUCCCAAUAAGGAAAUCGCAAAAGAAACUAGAUACAAACCACAUUUUGAGGAUUUCAGACCCUUCCAGUGAAGUAAUAACCUUGGAAGAUAACAAGAAGGUUUACCGGAAUAGGAAAUAUAUGGAUGUGAACAAAAAAUUUGGUAAAAAUUUUACACUAGACGGGACUAGAGGCAUUUUAGUUCAGCGUUUCAACGACCAUUCAUUAAAUAUCAUGAACAAAACGCAGUCUGCAUCUCCAGAUUUAUCAGAAAGUUCAGCCCCCAAACCCACUGAUGAACAACUAGAAUCUAACAUUGAGAAUUAUCGCAAAAGGAAGCUGUUGGAUGCUACAAUCCAUGACCUGGAGGAAAAGGAGGACCAGGAGGUUGACUCGCUGUGUGUGAUAAAUUCCCUGAGAAUGCCUGGAACUCAUGCUGAACCUCCAUCACCUCUAGUGAAAGCCGAGUCUUCAGAGUCUGCGAACAAGAUUCAGUUAAAACUCCACCAUUCAACUUCGUUUCCCGACCGUUCGAGUUGGAUAAGUGAAUUGAGGGACUUUGAUAUAGUUAAAUACAUCAAGGAUUCAAAACUUGAUGUUAAAGUAAGUAAAAAGAUGUUUGUUGUCAACACUAAGCUAUGUCAGUCUGAGAAAUUAAUCACCUCUCCACAAUUUGAGUUUGAUCCCAACACUGUUAAACUGAUGACUGAGAUCCAUCAGGAGCUUAUGGAGGUUUUGCAGAUGUACUAUAAGACUUUAAUGCCUGAGGAGGAGAAGCGUUCCAAGCUUCUAUCUAUUCUCCGCAUGAUAAAGCAUAGGAUAGAAUCCAUGAACGAAGUUGGGAUCUCUUCCAAGACUGUGAAGGCUCUACAAUCUGGAAUGCUCGACCAGAUUACUGCUGCUGAGUCCUACGAUUUGAAGCUUCGUUCCUACGUGGCUAAACUUCGCUCCCAGAGGAAGUAGAUAAUUGCGUUUUAAACCACUUGUAACAUAGACUAA
This is a messenger RNA of Theileria parva strain Muguga, 1824 nucleotides long. Its product is annotated as BSD domain protein. Lineage: Eukaryota; Apicomplexa; Aconoidasida; Piroplasmida; Theileriidae. Gene Ontology annotation, cellular component: transcription factor TFIIH core complex; transcription factor TFIIH holo complex. The transcript has 9 exons. The coding region runs from base 1 to 1788 and encodes 595 amino acids. Gene Ontology annotation, biological process: transcription by RNA polymerase II; nucleotide-excision repair; transcription by RNA polymerase I. The record is from RefSeq and is a predicted model, not a curated record.